CCCGUGCCCACCUGCUUCCAUAAAAGUGCCAAGUGAAAAAGAUAAACCCAAUCGCCAGUUCACCUCACUGAGCUCAAGUCUCUUCCAAACGACUCCGUCUGCAACUUCUCCCACCUCCAAUGGACGACUACAACAGGUUUCACAUCCCGGCGUUCGGGAGCUGGGACUGCUACGACGGCCUCCCCUUCACCCAGUGCUUCGACGAGGCGUCGGCCAGGCAACCCGGGCUGCUCCGCUGCACCUACUCCGUCGAUCGCGACCUCUACGUCGCGGGCGACCUCUACCAGAACGACGUCGUCACUCCGGCCAUGAUCGUCGUCCCUCGUCGCCGUCGUCGCCGGGCAAAAGUCGGUGACCCGAACCAUGAUGCCAAAGGAGGGAAAGAGAAAAGUUGGGCCAGUGACUUUAAGGAGCCUACGAGCCCUCCUUUCGUGACAACAAGGCCUACCCCAAAACCUGUUGAUGAAGACCUCUACAAAAUCCCACCUGAGCUCCUUCAUGCCGAGCCCAAGAAGAAGAGAGGGUGGAGCUUCUGGUCAUGCUGCUUGGUGCCCACUUGUUCUUCGUGAAGCUGGGAAAGAGAGAAGGGUCGUAUAGGACCAAGUACAUAGAUCUUACAUAUGAUGAUGAGAUGAGCUAAGAGUACAUAGGGAAAGAUGUUUGUGUUGUGCUGUAUUUGAAUUCCCAAUUUGUGAGCAUUGGGAUGAGAAAGAUGUUCGGUUGGGGAAGAUGAUGAUGUUAUGGUGGGUUUGUCAUCUAAUUGCCAUGUGAGAGAGGAUGAUUGAUUUUGUCAA
This is a messenger RNA of Rhodamnia argentea, 794 nucleotides long. RefSeq lists its product as uncharacterized. The transcript is spliced from 4 exons. The coding region runs from base 120 to 569 and encodes 149 amino acids. Lineage: Eukaryota; Viridiplantae; Streptophyta; Magnoliopsida; Myrtales; Myrtaceae. The record is from RefSeq and is a predicted model, not a curated record.